Pezoporus flaviventris is the source of this 796-nucleotide messenger RNA. RefSeq lists its product as uncharacterized. The transcript has 5 exons. The record is from RefSeq and is a predicted model, not a curated record. Bases 62 to 679 code for a protein of 205 amino acids. NCBI's taxonomy places the organism in Eukaryota, Metazoa, Chordata, Aves, Psittaciformes, Psittacidae.
AGCCUGGAAGAGAGCAAAGGACGAGGAGGGGGAGCCCCCGGAGCUCCCAGCACCACUGAGGAUGGAGCCGGCCAAGCAGCCCCACAGCAAGAGGAUGGCUCCUGCUCCCCCCGUCCCUGGCAAGGCCAAACCAGCCCCCACAGUAGCAAGCAAGCCAGGUGGUCCCCAGCCCAGUGCCUCAGACACAGAGAGGGGCAGAGCCAGUGAUCCAGAUGCCGAUGGCUUCAACGCUGUGCCGGUCACCACGGCCCGGCUCAGCCACCCCACAGCCACCCGCCCGCGGGUGCCGGGCCAGCGGCCGCCCAGCCUCACGCCGGGGGGUCCCUGGGUUGGGGAGCACCCCCCGGGGCCACCGCGCAGCGACGCGGGGGAGGCGCCGGCCCCACCGUGGAGCCCGGAGGUGCCGGUGGCUCCGUGCCCGAAGGAGGCGCUGGCCCUGGGGGACCUGAAGGCGGAGGUGCGGUCCCUGCACAUCCUGGUGGACCUGAUGCGGACGCAGCACCUGCGGGACCUGGAGGACCUGAGGCUGGAGCUGGGGCAGGAGCGGGCCAAGCGCCAGGCGCUGCAGGUGAGUCCCGGCGCGGGGCUGCCCGGUGCGGGGUCCCCGUUGCCCCGCGUUGCUCGCAGCAUCUCCCCGCAGGCAGAGAUCGAGCGGGUGAGGAAGGCGCUGCCCUGCUGAGCACGGCGGGGGCUGCGGGCGCCUCGUGGUGCCGGUGCUGCGCCCGGCUCUGCGCUGGCUGGGGGCAGGAUGCUCACCCCGCAGCCCCGCACCGCUUCCUGCGGCACGGCGUGGGCC